This is a messenger RNA of Salvelinus fontinalis (brook trout), 7285 nucleotides long. RefSeq lists its product as uncharacterized. The coding region runs from base 2355 to 6029 and encodes 1224 amino acids. Lineage: Eukaryota; Metazoa; Chordata; Actinopteri; Salmoniformes; Salmonidae. Gene Ontology annotation, biological process: regulation of transcription by RNA polymerase II. The record is from RefSeq and is a predicted model, not a curated record. Gene Ontology annotation, molecular function: DNA-binding transcription factor activity, RNA polymerase II-specific; RNA polymerase II transcription regulatory region sequence-specific DNA binding. Gene Ontology annotation, cellular component: nucleus. The transcript has 7 exons.
AUAUUUUAGUAAAGCUUUUUUUCCGGUAAAACGCUGCCCAGGAGGGCCCAAUGUUAUGAAUAAAAAGUACAGUGGGUGGCAGUGCAAUGUUGGUUACGAUGUUUCAGCCAAUGAAUGAACAGAGACCAGUGUUUACGACCUUUUUACGACAAUGUUCUUUAUUUCCCGUGUUUACCUCCAAACCCUGUUCAAUGCCAGAGAUGCCCAACGCUAUAUAGUUGCAAAAGCGGCAUCGGAUGGAAGCUUUGACGAGAAACGGUUAGUAAUGUUACUCAUAGAAACAAAUUCCUUGUCCGAGACCUAGCAUACAUUUGGUGUAUAAUUUUGUCUGAAAACGUUAUUCAUACGCUCCAUUGUUUACAUUUUGGUUGCACGUUCUUUGAGGGUUGUGUAAAGCAAUUUUGAAGUUCAGUUUGCAUAAUCUCACGAGUCUGAUAUUUAGAGGCAUUUAAGUCACAUUUCCACCAACAAGCUGUAGUUAUCUGUUCAUAUAGUAGAAAUCCGAGAGAAAUACUUGACCUGGAGGCGAAAGAAACGCACGGCUGUUUAGGCGAGGUGCUGGCUAGCGGAAUGUAACGCUUGAAAAAGAAGUUGAGCCGCACACUCUCUAUGAGCUCAGAUGCAAUCAUUUAAUAACCCAAUAACCAACGUUUCGACAGUCAAGCUGUCUUCCUCAGGGUAUAAUGGCAAAAACUGCGGGUCACUAGUUUAUAUAGUGUCAAAGGACACACAGGUGUCUGUAAUCAUGGCCGGGUGUGGCUUGAUAUCAUUGGUGGCUUUACAGAUAUAAAUAGAACAUAUUAAAAAACAUAAAUGGAUAUACCAUCAUAGAUACAAUUUGGCUACAUAAGCCUACAAACAUUUACAAUGACUAGCAAAAUCACAAGAAUGGUGCUAAGAUGCUCCGAGAUUCGUACUUUUAAUUUGCGCUUCGUUUUCGUUUUACCCACAUCAUUUUUACCACAAUGACAAGUUAUAAGAUAAAUAACUGCCUUAGUGGAGCACUUGAUAACAACUUUGUUUGGGAUCUGUUUCCCUGUGUGGGGGUGUUUGAAGGAUCUACAUUUGUAAGUGCCAUUGCAUUGAGCGCAGCCAUUACACUUGUAGUUUCCAUCUGGAAGAGGCGCAAAUAGACGUUGUGCAGGGGUAUUGUGGGUAAAUCAGAGUUUUACCAAUUGAUCUCUGAGAUUUCUGCACCGCGGGAAUACGACCAAGGGAGGGUCAGAAAAUACAUUCCCAAUACUGUCAUUGGAUCUUAGAAUUUUUCCUUGGACUACUCAUAAGAUACCAGUGGUGGGCCGUCAGGGCCUGCAAGGCCUUCUCUGCUGGCCUAAACAUCAUCAGAAUAUAUAUAUUUUUUUUAAUAUAUUUUCCCACAAAUAUGUAUUAAAUUAUUCCCCAGAGUAAGCGUUAUACUCUUCAUUUCAUAGCUUUCCUCUUGGUUGCACUGCUUCCAGCCCCAGGUUGAGAUUUUGAGGGCUGGUCUUUAUGUUAGAUCUUUUAUCCAAUCAUAUUCAGCCAUCAUGUGUUGCCAGGGGUCUAAAAUCUGCCCUCAGGCCUUCAGAAUCAACAGUGCGGGCGCUUGUAGCUUAUAGUGAAUGGAAAUGAAAAUGUAGUGUCAACCAAUCAGCUUUAGAGUUGGCUAUUGUACGCCUUCUGGCUGGCUCCAGUGUUACACAGGAGCCAGCUAGCAGGCGUAGUGCGUGCACAUCUUUUGAUUGGAUUACCAAUAUUGAGAGGCAGGUCCUAUGGAGAUCUAGGAAACUGAAUUUGAUAAACUAAUUAAUUUGCGUACUACUAAGCUGUUUUUUCAACCCACAAUGGCGGAAGGAGGAGAAGAUAUCGAUUUGGUCGAGGAUAUAAUUAUAACGCCAUUCUCAAGACGAACUUUUCAAGAAAAGUUGGACAUUGUAAGGAGAGGUCGCCCGACGCCACAAAGCCUGUCACAGGCGGGAAAGUGCUUUGUUCGCUCGCCACUUUCAAAGUUUCAACUACGAGCGCUGUCAAUGGCUCCUUGGCUCCGAUAAGCACUGCAAACUGUACUGCUGGGAAUGCCUAUUAUUUGCAAGUGAUCGAUUUGGUGUUUGGAGCCACACUGGCUUUGCAAACUUGAGUUGUCUAACCAAGGCAGCAACGAGACACCAAAGUACGGCUGGGCACUAACAAGCAAUGGUGCUUUUGAAAACUUUUGGGGACACCGGAGUGGAUCUACAGCUCAAAGAACAAACGCGCAGGGCAACGGAGCUGCACAAUGAAAAGGUCUCCCUCUCCCCCUAUCAUCUCUGCGUCUGUUAGUUCCUCCACUGCGGCUGGUGUCUGCAGCUCUAUGGCAAGUUGUUCAGCAGAGAGACGUAAUGGACUACGGGUUGGUGGAGGAGUUUGUCACCACUGUGUUGGAGAUAGUUCCUGAUAUGAUGAGUUACAGGGAGAGAGUCCAACUCAUCAUGGGGCUGCGAGCACAGCUGGUUCUGGAGUUGUGUCGCUCUGAUCACCUAGCCAACCCUGAGACCAUCCAGCCACACCUGAACAGGAUGAACACCUGUAUCAUCACUCAUAGUGACAAGGAGAUUUCUGAUCCAGAGGUGGAAGCGUCAGAAUCAAACUUCCUGAAGCUGAUUCAAACUCUGCUGGAAGACCCAGUUGAGAAAGAACACUUCUUUCAGAGUGUGUUUCCAGAGGAAUUUGGCCCAAAGUAUGACUCAGCACUGCAGACUCUGGUGUGGGAGUUCCUCUCCAGGCUGGAGAAGCUGCUUCCAGCACCAACCCUUCAACAGACUGCAUCUUGGUUCCUACCUGAUCCCUCUGUCUUGGAGGAGUGUGUGGAGUGUGUAUCCCACCCUCAGCCUUUGAAGACCCUUCUCCAGCACCACAACAACACAUGUGGACAUGUAGACACCAAUGGUCUGUUUUCUGGCAACAAUCAAAUCCCAAUCAAAGCUGACCCAGAGGUCCAAUCAGAACCUGUGCAGCAAUGUAUUCGCCAUGUCUCAUCUGACAAUGAGUCAGAGAUGACCCCUUUGUUGGAACUGGGGAUUGAUUCAGACCGAACUGUAAAUAAAGAGGUGGGGCCUGUGCACAAAGAGGUGGGGCCUGUGCACAAAGAGGUGGGGCCUGUGCACAAAGAGGUGGGGCCUGUGCACAAAGAGGUGGAGCCUGUGCACAAAGAGGUGGAGUCUGCUUCUUUAGAGGUAGGGCAUAUAUACAAUGAAACUACAGAAAAAAACAUUAAACACAACACACCAGGUAAAGAGCUAGCAAAAGAGAUUAAAAAUGAUACAUAUUAUCACCACCUUAACACUGACAGUGGGCUGAAAAUCCAAGGAAAAGCCCACAGCAGCCAACAGGAAGUGCAGGACAUUUCUUGUUUGUCUACUUCCUGUUGGCUCCAUCAGCCAACAGUGCUGCUACACAGACUUGACAUUACUGAUAUGAAGAGACCUCUGACACAGGUAGCAGCAACACCGAGGAGAGAGAGGCUUCAGAUUGACAAAGCGGGAUCCCAAGGACAGAGCAGAGGACAGGUCAAAUCACAAAAGAGUGAGAGGAAUAUCAAUGAAGAGCCCUCUGAUGGUCAACCUCAGUAUUCUCUGGCCCCUGACCCAUCCCCUACCUCAGAGCAGCCUAAAAGAAGCAAGCGUGUCAAAAUAUGCUCCUUGUGUAGAAAGACUUUCAGCGAAGCAAAGGAUUUGACGGCACACAUGAGAUCUCACAAUGAGCAGAGCCCUUACAAGUGCACCCAUUGUGGACAAGACUUUGAACACCAUGAGGACUUACAGAAACAUCAGCAGAAUGUGUGUGAGGAAGCAGCUCAACCAGAAGAGGACAACAUGUCUACGACAUCCAUGGAGGAUCAGACGGAGCUAGCAUGCACAGAGCAAUCAGAGUCGUCCAAAGCCAGGACAUGCCGUGUGUGUCAUAAAACUGUCUAUAGUAGAAAUUAUUUGAGAAAGCACCUGAAAUCCCAACAUGGUCAACUCCUGAAGAUACACAAGAAACACAAAACGUUUUUCUGUUGCACUAUGUGUAAUAAGUCCUUUGAUCUUUCUGAGCCAAACAAGUGUGAGGUGAACCAAGAGCAACUCCCCAGGAAGGCACAACCAGAGGCCAACACACUUACAGCUACAGUGAUACCGCAGCCCUCAAGCACUACAUCCCACAACCCAACAACCUCCAAUGCUCUGCCCAUUCAGGCACAGUUCUACAAUGACUACAGAACAUGUCUUUUGUGCAGUGAAACUUUCGAUACUGCAGAGACCAUGAGAAAGCACCUAAGAUUUCAACACAAUAUACUGUCUUACUUGUGCCACGAUUGUGGGGAAAGUUUCCCAAGCAAAUUAGAUCUUCAGAAACACUCAAAGAAUUGUUUGAGUAUUCCAGAUUCAAGAAAAUGUCAUGAGUGCAGGAAAAUUACUUCUCAAACAACACAGCCGCAGGCCAAAAUUUGUCUGGAGAUUAACCAAAGACAACAGCAACUACCUGCAGCGGGAAAUGCGAUGGAGAUCCCUCAGUCCUGCAACACAAACGUUAACUACUUAUAUGACUUGCAGCAAUGCCAGCCAAAGGAGUGUGAGGAGAUUCACUUUCAGAGAGGACAGCAAGACUGGAAUGAGGAGGUUGAUCCAAACCAGCAUCCAGAGGAGGUUGAUCCAAACCAGCAUCCAGAGGAGGUUGGUCCAAACCAGCAUCCAGAGGAGGUUGAUCCAAACCAGCAUCCAGAGGAGGUUGAUCCAAACCAGCAUCCAGAGGAGGUUGAUCCAGACCAGCAUCCAGAGGAGGUUGAUCCAGACCAGCAUCCAGAGGAGGUUGGUCCAAACCAGCAUCCAGAGGAGGUUGAUCCAAACCAGCAUCCAGAGGAGGUUGGUCCAGACCAGCAUCCAGAGGAGGUUGGUCCAAACCAGCAUCCAGAGGAGGUUGAUCCAGACCAGUAUCCAGAGGAGGUUGGUCCAAACCAGCAUCCAGAGGAGGUUGGUCCAAACCAGCAUCCAGAGGAGGUUGGUCCAAACCAGCAUCCAGAGGAGGUUGAUCCAGACCAGCAUCCAGAGGAGGUUGAUCCAGACCAGCAUCCAGAGGAGGUUGAUCCAGACCAGCAUCCAGAGGAGGUUGAUCCAGACCAGCAUCCAGAGGAGGUUGAUCCAAACCAGCAUCCAGAGGAGGUUGAUCCAGCGGACAGAAGCAGUUCUCUGGUUCCAAGGGAGAAUGGGACAGAUAUUCCCCAGAGCCAUAGCACUUCACCCCAGAACCCAACAACCCCCGAUGCUCCCCCCACUCAGACGCAGCCACCUGGCAUCUCCCCCCCAGCCUCGCUAAAAUCUAGAACAUGCCCUUUGUGCUCAAAAUGUUUUGCUUAUAAGAAGACCAUGAUGCAGCAUCUGAGACGUCAUUCACAGGGUCAGGGACCCUUCAUGUGCACCAUAUGUUCAAAGAGCUUUGGUACCGCCAGUGAUUUGAAGAGACAUCAGGGAAUUAAGAGCGGUUGUGGGCCAAAUCAUCGUAAUCUCGUCGUACCUGAGAAUGCUCCCACAGAACAAAAAACUGUCUUCUCCUGCCCCCAUUGUCAGGGACAGUACACGAGUGAAAAAAAAAUGAAAGCACACAUGGUAUGUCACACAGGAGAGGGGUUCACCUGUAGGUUUUGUGGCAAGAUAUUUGCUGAAGAUAAGAAAUUACGCAAUCCUGUUCGUUCUCAUAUUGACAGACGACAUCUAUGUGACACAUGUGGUAAAGAUUUUACAUCUCUGUCUAACUUGAAAAAACACACACUUGUACACACAGGAGAACAGCCGUACAUUUGCACAGACUGUGGCAAAAGUUUUAGUCUGAAGGGUAACCUGAAAGUCCAUCAACAGAGUCAUACAGGAGAGCGGCCAUUUGCAUGCACAAUGUGUAAAAUACGCUGUUUCACUCAGACUCAUCUAAAACGACAUAUGUUGAGGCACACAGGAGAGAAGCCUCAUAAGUGUUUGGCUUGUGGGAAGACAUUUCAACGGAAAAACACAUUGAGGAAACAUCAGCAAGAUUCGUGUUCUUAGUUCUUGGCUUUUACACACUGCCUUCUGAGAUGCAGACUCAGUCAUACUUUUUUCGCUCAACAUUGACACCAUUUAGUUGAUGACAUUAAUGGCUUGCAAUUGGUUCUAGGUUCUAGUCAACAGACAAAUAGGCAUCCAUCUUUUGCUACUCUCCCUUUUUGCACAUUUGUAAUAUCUAGCAGUUUUGUGUGUGUAUGUAUGUAUGUAUGUAUAUAUAUAUAUAUAUAUAUAUAUAUAUAUAGUGGGGAGAACAAGUAUUUGAUACACUGCCGAUUUUGCAGGUUUUCCUACUUACAAAGCAUGUAGAGGUCUCUAAUUUUUAUCAUAGGUACACUUCAUCUGUGAGAGACGGAAUCUAAAACAAAAAUCACAUUGUAUGAUUUUUAAGUAAUUCAUUUGCAUUUUAUUGCAUGACAUAAGUAUUUGAUCACCUACCAACCAGUAAGAAUUCCAGCUCUCACAGACCUGUUAGUUUUUCUUUAAGAAGCCCUCCUGGUCUCCACUCAUUACCUGUAUUAACUGCACCUGUUUGAACUCGUUACCUGUAUAAAAGACACCUGUCCACACACUCAAUCAAACAGACUCCAACCUCUCCACAAUGGCCAAGACCAGAGAGCUGUGUAAGGACAUCAGGGAUAAAAUUGUAGACCUGCACAAGGCUGGGAUGGGCUACAGGACAAUAGGCAAGCAGCUUGGUGAGAAGGCAACAACUGUUGGCGCAAUUAUUAGAAAAUGGAAGAAGUUCAAGAUGACGGUCAAUCACGCUCGGUCUGGGGCUCCAUGCAAGAUCUUACCUCGUGGGGCAUCAAUAAUCAUGAGGAAGGUGAGGGAUCAGCCCAGAACUACACGGCAGGACCUGGUCAAUGACCUGAAGAGAGCUGGGACCACAGUCCCAAAGAAAACCAUUAGUAACACACUACGCCGUCAUGGAUUAAAAUCCUGCAGCGCAUGCAAGGUACACUGCCUUGCGGGGGGCUCAAGCCAGCGCAAGGUGUCUUUUAUACAGGUGCAGUUAUUACAGGUAAUGAGUGGAGAACAAGAGGGCUUCUUAAAGAAAAACUAACAGGUCUGUGAGAGCCGGAAUUCUUACUGGUUGGUAGGUGAUCAAAUACUUAUGUCAUGCAAUAAAAUGAAAAUGAAUUACUUAAAAAUCAUACAAUGUGAUUUUCUGGAUUUUUGUUUUAGAUUCCGUCUCUCACAGUUGAAGUGUACCUAUGAUAAAAAAAAUGACAGACCUCUACAUGCUUUGUAAGUAG